Molecule: messenger RNA, 444 nt
Organism: Prorocentrum cordatum
Lineage: Eukaryota; Dinophyceae; Prorocentrales; Prorocentraceae
Source: the annotation of a GenBank genome assembly
AUGCUGCGCAAGGACUUCGAGGCGGAGAUCGAAGAGGCGAGGGCGUUGGCAGAAGGGAAAAGAGCGGAGGCCAGAGAGCGCGCGCAGCAGUCAGACGAUUUCUCUCUCGAUGAGCUGAAGAGGCUGAUGGCGCAGGUCACGGCGAUCGAGACCCAGAAUGCGUGGAUUCUGGACGCUGUGGGCAAGAUCGCGGGCGCCGGGCUGACCGCCAAGACCCGAGCCGCGCGGAUAUCGGCGGAGACCCAAGAGACGCAGGUCACAUGGUUCAUGACUCUUGUUGAGCAGCUAUACGCGCAGAAGCCCAGCACGAUCCUGGACGAGCUACUCGACAACCAGAAGGAGACUGGGCCCGCGGGCGACGCGACGCCGUUGCAGGCAGAUCCAGCUCCUCGCAGAGGCGUGCAAGCGGCCGCGCGACAAAUACUCUGCGAGGCCACUGAAUGA